UGGACAAACGCUAGCUUAGUUUAGCCAUGACUAGCACCAACUCCGCUAAGGACCAUUUCAAGUUCAAAGAAGCAUUAUUUCUCUUUCCGUUUACACUUUUUCUUUUUUAUUAAACUUUCUUUCUCAUAAUAGUAUCUUUUUACAUCAACAAUUUGCAAUCCGAAGGAUUGAAGACAAUGGCUUUUCAGAUUGCGAGAAGAUUCCUUGGAGGCGGCGGUAAUUCAGUUGCACCGUCUAUUAGGUAUUUGGGUCGGACCUUCACUUCCGCAGCUUCCGAAUCCAACUUGAUCCGCGCUACUCUUUUCCCCGGCGAUGGUAUUGGCCCUGAGAUCGCUGAGUCCGUCAAGCAGAUAUUCAAGGUUGCUAAGGUACCAAUUGAAUGGGAAGAACACUAUGUGGGGAAAGAGAUAGACCCUAGAACCAACAGUUUUCUAACAUGGGAAAGUCUUGAAUCAGUGAGACGGAAUAAGGUUGGUUUGAAAGGGCCAAUGGCCACUCCUAUCGGAAAAGGUCAUCGUUCCUUGAAUCUUACAUUGAGGAAGGAGUUAAAUCUAUAUGCCAAUGUUAGACCUUGCUACAGCCUACCUGGAUACAAGACUCGCUACGAUGAUGUGAAUCUCAUCACUAUUAGAGAAAACACUGAAGGAGAGUACAGUGGUCUUGAACAUCAGGUAGUAAGGGGUGUGGUUGAGAGUCUCAAGAUCAUCACCCGUCAAGCAAGUUUAAGGGUUGCAGAGUACGCAUUUCACUAUGCCAAGACCCACGGAAGAGAGAGUGUGUCUGCAAUUCACAAAGCCAACAUCAUGCAAAAGACAGAUGGUCUUUUUCUUAAGUGUUGCCGAGAGGUUGCGGAGAAGUACCCUGAGAUAAAGUAUGAGGAAGUUGUCAUUGACAAUUGCUGUAUGAUGCUUGUGAAAAAUCCAGCACUUUUUGAUGUUCUGGUGAUGCCUAACCUUUAUGGAGACAUAAUCAGUGAUCUUUGUGCUGGUUUAAUUGGUGGUUUGGGCUUAACUCCUAGUUGCAAUAUUGGCGAGGGAGGUAUUGCUCUUGCUGAGGCCGUGCAUGGUUCAGCACCUGAUAUUGCCGGAAAGGUUUGUAUUUAAAUAGGAUAUCAUGUCCCAAUGCUUCUAUAAUCAGAAUCUCAUUUAAUCAUCAACUAUUACAACAUUC
Messenger RNA from Capsicum annuum, 1170 nucleotides. RefSeq names its product 3-isopropylmalate dehydrogenase, chloroplastic. Gene Ontology annotation, cellular component: mitochondrion. The coding region runs from base 177 to 1103 and encodes 308 amino acids. Lineage: Eukaryota; Viridiplantae; Streptophyta; Magnoliopsida; Solanales; Solanaceae. Gene Ontology annotation, biological process: isocitrate metabolic process; tricarboxylic acid cycle. The record is from RefSeq and is a predicted model, not a curated record. Gene Ontology annotation, molecular function: magnesium ion binding; isocitrate dehydrogenase (NAD+) activity; NAD binding. The transcript is spliced from 6 exons.